GCCCUAAUCCUCAUUCAACUCGCUGGGCGUGUGCAGCGAUGAGUGGGAGGAAACCCAAUGCGCUCGAGCAGAAGCUGCAUCAAGCCGCGCUUGCUGAUGCAAAGAAGACCCUCACGCAGAAAGAAUGCGAGGCACUUAUCCCCGAUGCGUCGGCGCGGAUGGCCGCAAUCAACUUCCUUUUGGGCACGGGGUUGCUCAAGGCCAUGAAGGACACUAAGGGCGUUGUGUCGUUCCGCGCUGUUCUGAAAAAGGAGCUGGACGUGAAGAAGGAUAUGAGCGGCGAGGAGAACAUGGUCCUGAGCCACAUCCAAGCGUCGGGAAAUGAGGGCAUCUGGACAAAACACCUCAAAGCAAAAACGGAGCUUCACCAGACAGUCAUCGACCGCUGCCUCAAGUCUCUUGUUCAGAAGCAGCUAAUCAAGGCGGUGAAGUCCGUGAAGUAUCCUACACGGAAGAUCUACAUGCUCUUCCAUUUGGACCCAUCGGUAGAGAUGACAGGCGGUCCUUGGUACACGGACAAUGAACUAGACACCGAGUUCAUCAAGUUGCUCUGUAGUGCAUGCCUCCGUUUCAUCCGAGAGAAAAGUCUACCCAAGUCUAAAUCGACCUCAGAAGACUCGUCAUCUCGCACACAGCCUCUCUACCCCAUCUCCGCUGCCCCGCCGUACCCAACGGCACAGCAGAUCCUCGCAUUUCUUAGCAAGAGCCGUAUCACGGAGACGCAGCUGAAUGUGGAGCACGUUGAGAUGUUGCUCAAUGUCCUCGUGCUCGACGGUGAGAUAGAGAAGGUUCCAGCGUUCGCCGCGUCACUAUGGGACUCGAGUAUGAAUGCCGGGGACGACCGAGAUGGCAGUGAUAGUGAGGACGAGAGCGAAGCGGAGAGAAAGAGGCGCAAAAGAAAAGGCAAGGAGAAGGAUAGCGGCUCGCGCAGUCUGAAGCGGAAACGGAGCAAGAAGAGCCGCUCCGACUCGGAGUCUGACUCCGACUCUGAGGAAGAAGCAGAGAGGUACAAGGCCAAGAAGCGACGCCGGAAGGCUCAAGACAGCGACAGCGACGAGGAUAUGGAUCGUGAUCGCAAGCGCAAACGGAAGAAGCGCAGGCACGAUGACGAGAGCGACGAGAGCGGCUCCGACGACUCUGACAGUGGAAAAAAUGAGCGGAAAAAAAGCAAAAGCAAGAGUAAGAGUAGGAAUCGAAAGCGCAAACAUGAUUCCUCCGAGAGCGAAAGCGAGUCUCUCUCGGAGACGGCUUCGAGUGGCUCUGAAGACGGUUCGUCUUGGCGGUCGAAGUCAAAGUCCAAGUCCAAGUCAAAGUCGUCAUCGAAGUCGUCGCGAGCAAAGCGAUCCUCCUCACCAGCGAUGGAUGCCUCCGGAGGUAUCGACAUUUCGGACAGCUUCGGCGGUGCGUACGUAUAUCGGGCCAUUAAGCAGGAACGGGUAGCAUUGGGCCUCUCGCAGGCACCGUGCACGCGCUGCCCGACGUUUGAUUUCUGCAAAAGUGGAGGCCCGGUGGAUUCGCAAGAGUGUGUAUACUAUGGGGACUGGUUGGCUAUGGCAAACGUUGCUAGGGAGUAGAUGUGUCGGGCUAAACCAAUAUUUGUGUGGUAGU
Messenger RNA from Postia placenta MAD-698-R-SB12, 1608 nucleotides. RefSeq lists its product as hypothetical. Lineage: Eukaryota; Fungi; Basidiomycota; Agaricomycetes; Polyporales; Adustoporiaceae. Gene Ontology annotation, cellular component: RNA polymerase III complex. Gene Ontology annotation, biological process: transcription by RNA polymerase III. The record is from RefSeq and is a predicted model, not a curated record. The coding region runs from base 39 to 1574 and encodes 511 amino acids. The transcript has 8 exons.